GUACCUAUAUGUGAUAUGAUUCAGAGAAAGCGUGCGUUUCUAAUCUCUGGUACAAACUCUAUAGAGGCAGGCCACUGGAACGGCUUCAUUGUUCUUCAGCUCUUCCUGGAGAUGGCAGUGUUAGUGUUGCUCUUGUGCUGUGUUGGGGUGCAGCUGUCAUCUGCACUUGGACAUCAUGGAACACCCCAACAGUGCCAGCAUGGACUAUAUCCACCUAACAACAGCACAAGUGUUGACACGUUCGUCAUCAACCUUGAUCUACCACCGAGCGAAAGAUGGAGCGAACUGACCGCUGCAAAGAAGUCUGAGGUUGUAAAAAUCCACAGCGUGCUGAAAAAUCUGUUGGACAGCAUCCUUGGAGACAGUCUCCUGGAUCUGAUCGAUUCAAAGAUGCCUAGGCUGCUGAACUCUCUGCCAUCGCCAUUCAGAGAAGAAAUUGCGGCAUUAAGUAAUUCCUCAGGCCUCCCACUCGGUGAAGUGGUGCUGUACAACGUGUUUUAUGAAUUCUUCACCGUGUGCACGUCGAUAGUGGCGGAAGACUCUAACGGGAAAUUGUAUCAUGCACGUAACCUCGACUUUGGUCUCUUUCUUGGGUGGGAUUCCCGCAACCACACCUGGGCCAUGACUGAAGCACUGAGGCCAACGAUUGUUAACCUGGAUUUUCAGAGGUCCGGCCAAACUGUCUUUAAGGCAGCUGGGUUUGCGGGUUAUGUGGGAAUUCUUACAGCGCUUAAACCGAAUGCUUUCUCCCUGACUGUGAAUGAGCGCUUCCGUCUGGAUGGCGGCUACAUUGGCAUAAUCGAGUGGCUUCUCGGUGACCACAGUGAACACUGGGUUGGAUUCUUCACGAGGCAAAUUAUGGAAAAUAUCACAGACUAUGAAACUGCAAAGCGUACCAUCAUUACGACCAAACUGCUUUCUCCGGCUUACUUUAUCCUGGGAGGAAACAAGUCUGGGGAGGGCGUGAUUUUGACCAAGGACCGCAGCAGCCAAACAUCAGAUGUUUAUGGGCUCCAGGACACCCCGGACAGGUGGUUUGUUCUAGAGACAAACUAUGACCAUUGGAAAACACCGCCGUCGUAUGACGACCGACGUAACCCAGGCAUGAACUGUAUGAGAAACAUGUCCCAACAGAAUCUUGGAUUUGAUGGCCUUUUCAACGUACUGUCUUCCCAGCCGGUGCUCAACCAGUUGACAACAUACACUGCCUUAAUGGAAGUGUCGACUGGCAAGCUGGAGACCUACAUUCAAGACUGCCGUGACCCCUGCCCGCUUUUCUAAGUGGGAGGUGAACCGAAGUUAUGGAUGACUCCAAAUAAAUGAACAGUGCUUCUCACAAGGCA
Messenger RNA from Ornithodoros turicata, 1343 nucleotides. RefSeq names its product acid ceramidase-like. NCBI's taxonomy places the organism in Eukaryota, Metazoa, Arthropoda, Arachnida, Ixodida, Argasidae. The coding region runs from base 16 to 1281 and encodes 421 amino acids. Gene Ontology annotation, molecular function: N-acylsphingosine amidohydrolase activity; fatty acid amide hydrolase activity. Gene Ontology annotation, biological process: fatty acid metabolic process. Gene Ontology annotation, cellular component: lysosome. The transcript is spliced from 13 exons. The record is from RefSeq and is a predicted model, not a curated record.